Molecule: messenger RNA, 1131 nt
Organism: Rotaria sp. Silwood1
Lineage: Eukaryota; Metazoa; Rotifera; Eurotatoria; Philodinida; Philodinidae
Source: the annotation of a GenBank genome assembly
AUGGGCUGUAACUUAUCACGAGUAGCAAAUGCACCGUCUUUAUUAACAGCUGAACAAAGCCAUUUGCUUGUUCGAGAUAAUUGGACUGAUGUAUGUAAUAAAUGUUAUGAAGAAGUUGGCAUUAGUUUUAUGGUUCGAAUCUUUCAAGAUUAUCCUCAACUAAGAAAACUUUGGAUUUUUGCCGCUAAUCUUGAAAAGGAAGAAGAAAUUCGAAAUAAUGCACAAGUACGUUAUCAUGCUGCAAAAAUCAUGUACACUCUUAAUGAAAUUAUUAACAAUAUCGAUAACUAUGACAAACGACGUCAUAUUCUCGAAAGUCUUGGUCAAAUUCAUUUUAUGUAUGAUGUACAACCUGCUUAUUUUCAGGCAGCAAAAUCUUCUAUGGAGCAUGUAUUAAAUUCAGUACUUGGCAAAAAUUUUACACUUCGUCAUAAGCAAGCAUGGACUUAUCUUUUUCAGCAGAUUGUUGUCGAUUUGGGUCGAGGUGUCGAACAACAAGCAGUUCUUGCUGGCUAUGAUGUUGAAGAUACAACCUCUUCAAGUUGUGGAUGCUGUCCAGCGCCAUGGUGUCCCACUCGAGCAGAAUCUUGUUCAUCAAAUGUUGACUGUGAAUGUCUAUGGAUGACAGUCACUGGUGAUGCGUCAACAACAACAUCAAGAACAACAACAACAACGACAACCACAAUACCAAGAAUAACAACAACAGUGUCAGCACAACGUAUAAAUACAAUUACAUAUUCUCAAAAUUUCACUGUGAGUGGUACCCCUUCGGACCAAUGUACGGCAUGGGAAGUGUUUCGAGCUCAAUUGAUCGCACAACCUUAUACAUUGAUGACAAUGAAAGGCACAAAUAAUGCAGUGGGCAUAACACUUACAAAUGCUACUGUUGUGGCAGCCAUCGCUCAAGCUCUUCGAACAAAUACUACAUACGGUCCUGUUUCAUUGGACCUGUAUUCAUGGGCAGUAGGAGUAUGCGGUAGUGGCUAUGAAGUUACUUCAACAGGUUCAAUAUGCGCCUGCAACACUGGUUAUACAAUUCGACCUUGUAUUGGCAAUUGGAAUUGGGGCGCUAUCGAUGGAUAUACAUGUAGUGCGUCGUCUCAAACCAUGACUUUAAUAUUUCAGUACUAA